Molecule: messenger RNA, 1536 nt
Organism: Episyrphus balteatus (marmalade hoverfly)
Lineage: Eukaryota; Metazoa; Arthropoda; Insecta; Diptera; Syrphidae
Product: protein SHQ1 homolog
Exons: 4
Coding region: 114-1502 (462 amino acids)
Biological process (GO): box H/ACA snoRNP assembly
Cellular component (GO): nucleoplasm; cytoplasm
Source: RefSeq, a predicted model, not a curated record
UUGUUGUUCUUCUUCUCCACGUGAAUCAAAACUUUUGUUUACUAAUUUUCAAAAAAAAAGUUGAAAUUCAUUUAAAAAUAAAUCAAAAUCAAUUAAAUUCUAUUAAUCACACAAUGAAUAUAGCAAAUAUUGAUUAUAAAUUCAAUGAAAAUGUAUGUGAAUUUAAAAUACCAAUCACUAAAAAAUCACAGAAUGUAACAAAUUGUGAUAUCUUUGUUAAAGAAUCAUCUUUCAUUCUUGUUUCUGAUGUCGAUAUUAAACGAUUUGAAUGUCCACGUCGAUUCGAUUUAAUGGACAUGAAAAAUAUUCCCAUUAAUUUCAAUACAGAACAAUGCGAGUACACAUGUACUUUGCCCUGUUAUCCAGACGAAACAAAAGUAAACAAAAUCGAAAAAGGAGAAAUGGAUAAGAAAAAUCCACGAAAUGUUGAAACUGAAGAAACAAGUCUCAAUCAAUUUGCACGCAUUACAGAGUCUUGUAUUCUGUCGGUGGAUGGGAAAGUCAGCGAGAUUCAAUCUGACUUUCCUUAUGGAUUUUCUGGACGUUAUCGGGGCAAACCAAAGUACCACGAGGACGAUCUUUCACACAUUUGCCGGAUAACAGAUCCAAGUCAAUUUAGUUCAAUUAAGCGAACUAUUCAGCGAGAAAGUGACGAAGCUAAAGAUUUCUGUCCAGAUCAAUAUAAAUUGAAUUUCGUUGAGUUACAAAUACCGGAAGGGCAUGACAAUCCUAUUAAGUACACUAUUCCUUUUGAUGAUUUCAAGUUAACACAAGAAGAAGAAUGCAUUUUAGAAAAGAUUCGAGUAAAACACAUUCCAAUCGACAUUGAACCAGAUCAAGUAAAUAUCGAUUGUGGUCUUGUGAGCAUAUUGUUGGGUAUUUGCUAUGACACUCGCGUCACAUCAAAUGAACCAACUUGUGUAAGUCCAUGGACACGAUCAAUCCUCUCCUCAGCUCUAAGUUAUUUCGAACGUUUUGAGAAUCUUACUCCUGUUGUUGAGAGUUUCCUUCGACGUUCAUUGAUUUAUCCAAUUUAUAGAAAUUAUGAUCUAUCUCGUCUUUGUGUUCAAGAUACAGUAGAAGCACUGCAAAGAGGAAAGCCAUGGAUAUUAAAGCAAUUACUUGUCACAUACAAUUGGUUUUGUGAUAUUACUGCAGAUUUUGAUCGAAAACCUUUAAAUAAAUAUUUUAUCAAACAUUAUAUUUGGUAUAUUGAUACCAUAACAGAUAAAGAACAUCUUCAAAUGUUGUCGAGAAAUUUAAAAAAUGUCCUUUUGGAUACAACAAAGAAACAUUUAAGACUUGGAUUGGGAGAAAUCGAGACGGAAUUGCUAAAGGAACUCAUUGAAGAUAUACAUUUGACGACGUCAAGUGAAUCAGAAGGUGAUGUUAACAGCAGCAGUGAAGAAAGCGGAUCAGAUUCUGAAUCUGAAAGUGAAAGCGAGACUGAUGAUAGCAAUGAUGAAGGAGACAGUGGAAGUGUUAUUGAAAAGAAAAUUUAAAUUAUUUUGUAAAAAAUAAAAAUUUUAAUUUUUU